AUGAGUCUACGAGAAAGAGACAUCAACCGACAACGAUCAAGUACACAGCAUGCGACUUCGAAAUCAAAGGUCAAUCGUUGCAAUCGGAUGUUCGUGUUAGAGCGAUCUGCACCUUUCAGCCUCAUGCGAGAACCUUUGACGACUUUGACAAAUCGUGAGAGCCGCCGUUCUGUGAAGCGACGUAAAACGUUGUCUGUUCAUAUCGAUAACGAGAGCAACUAUAAGCAACGAGACGUUCAAUAUACCCGAUCACGCGGCAGUGGCAACAGCAGCAGCAGCAGCAGCAGCAGCAGCAAAACGAGCAACAUCAAAAGCACUAUCAACGAGAAUAGCAGGGAAAAGAACAGCAAAAACGACACUAGCAGCAAAAGCAAUAGCCACACUAGCACCAAUAGUAGCAGUAAUCGUAUCCAAUACCGAAGAACACGAGUGCAGCAAUUGUCUACUUUGCAACGACGAAUGACGAUUGAUAAGCUUGGGAACGAAUGCCUGUACGAGAUAUUCAAGCACUGUGCCGAUCCAGAAACUCUUACAGCUAUAUCGCAUGUUUGUCGUCGAUGGCGAUUCAUCACUACUGAUUCAUGGCUUUGGAGAACAAUGGAUCAUGACUGGAUACAGUUUCUGGAAAGCGUGUUUUUCUUCAAGCAUAUGCCCAAUCACUAUGCGUUCGACCAUUUACGGCAUACAAGGAGGAUGCGGAUAACUGCAAGGGAAGAUCAAUUGUACAACCCAAUCCCAAUGUGUAUCCCAGAGGUGUAUCCAUAUGUACAAUUAUCACGGGUGGAUCUGGUACGAAUGCAUCUAGUGGAUAUUAUCGACGUAGUCAAGUGGCUGGUCCAUAUUCAAGAACUACGGUGUAUUGAUAUCAUGACACAUGACAUGCCACAAAACAACGUCCUUGCAGCAUUCACAGGCCUUCGCCGUUUACGCAUCUUGCACCUCCAUUUUUACACCCCAUGCAUUCACGGCAAUUAUGCAUUUCUAAUCAGUCGUAAUCGAGCACGCCCUGUAUUACCAUCCACUUUGAGAGAUCUCCAAAUAACCAAUCUAUACGAUACCGAAGAACAGCUAUUGAACGACCUACGCCCUCAUCAUUGGAUGCGUAUUGAAGCCGGCCUUAUGAUCAAAUAUUCACCAUUGCAAUCACUUGUCAACUUGGAUACAUUAAUUUUGCACAGCUGCUCGGCAUUCACAGCACGGAUUUGGCGAGAAUGUCUUACUCCAUGUGCACCCAACUUACGCUACCUCUCACUCGGUGGAUUACGUUCACAUCGGCAUAACGAUGCUUUAUUGUUUACAACCAAUGAUGGUAACUCACCGACCAAUGAUCCCACAUCGCUCUGGACAAUUGACGAGGAAGCACCCGUUCGCGACAUUUGGAAUGCUAUUCACGAUUUCUUUAUCAACCUUGUUCACCUCGAGUAUCUACACAUGGAGGAUUUCACCAUGGAUUCCAAUAUCCUUGACAGCUUACGGUUUCUUGAAGAGAGUCGUGGACAAACAAUCCAUCUUUCAAGUGCAACAUUCCAAGGCAACGCAUGUGAUAUUAUCGAUCUUGAAGAUAUGGUAGAUAGACAUGUCGCUUUUUGUGAUAUCACCAUUCGAUGA
This is a messenger RNA of Lichtheimia ornata, 1608 nucleotides long. RefSeq lists its product as uncharacterized. The record is from RefSeq and is a predicted model, not a curated record. The coding region runs from base 1 to 1608 and encodes 535 amino acids. The transcript is spliced from 3 exons. Gene Ontology annotation, molecular function: protein binding. NCBI's taxonomy places the organism in Eukaryota, Fungi, Mucoromycota, Mucoromycetes, Mucorales, Lichtheimiaceae.